AUGGCACCUGUGCCUGAUCAGUGCCACAUUAACAUGACACAUGUGCCACGCCUCAAACACUCCUCACAAGUGGCCCCUGUGUUUAUGAACUCGCGUCUCCAGGGCCUUGUAUACAGACAUCGGCUGCCUCGCCUUGGCUGCAUUGUGAUUACACUCGGGGGAACCGAGGAGGAGGAGGAGGAAGCUCCGCCGCCGGACAUCACGUGGGGGCAGCCUCACUCCGACACUGCUUACUUUGACGACGACAUUCCAGCCAACGUUACGGCGGUAGUAGGUCACAAGGCGGAGCUUCCCUGCCGAGUGCACAACUUGGACAAGGAAGAUGUAGGUUUUGAUGUAGUUUCAUGGAUACGACAGCGUGAUUUGCAUAUCCUGACUGUAGGAAUCUUUACCUACACGAGUGAUGAAAGGUUUAAGGUAUUUCAUCCCGAAGAGAGCGACAUCUGGAAUCUGGAGAUAAGUUCAGUCACCUUCAGGGAUGCUGGUGUUUAUGAGUGCCAGGUGUCCACGAGUCCGAAGAUCUUCCUGCCUAUUCUUCUCAGCGUUGAAGUGCAACAAGCAAAGAUUCUCGGCCCAACAGAAGUCUAUAUCAAGAACGGAUCCACAAUCAGCCUCAUCUGCACCGUGAACACCCACUCGGAGAACGUCGGGGUUGUCACUUGGUUCAGGAAUAAUGCUGAGCUCGAUUAUGAUUCCCCACGGGGAGGCGUGAGCAUCGAGAUCGAAAAGACACUCUCAAGGACGACUUCGAAACUGUACAUCACGAGGGCGAUCAAGAAGGACUCGGGAAACUACACUUGUGCUCCACAGUUUGCCGAAGCUGCGUCCGCCAUCGUUCAUGUGGUUAAUGGCGAGGAAUCUGCUGCUGUACAGACUGGGAAUUCGAUAACACUGCAGAGUGACGUGCGGGUUCUAGGCCUAUCAUUGAUGGUAAUUUCGUUCUCAGUUACACGGUGACCUGCUGCUGUUGGAUCCCACUUUUAAACAAUCAUUUUAUACAAGAUCAAAGGCGUCAGAAUAUUUUUCAGUGGGCUGUAACUUCUACAAGUAAUGAUAUGAAAGGUGAAAUUCCCCCUUUGAACAAUACUGUUUUUUUUGUUUUGUCUUUUUUUUACCUUGUAUUUUCUGUAAAACCGCAAACGCAGAAAAAAAAAAUCACUUAGAGCAGAAAUAUUCAUAGUUAUUCAAUACUCCUGCCUUUUAAUACUGAUUUUCCAUUCACAGUAAAUACUGUAUGAAGACUAAUACCAGCUGGCACUAUGUUCGUUUUAACAAUUAAUGUCCUUUCCGCCACAGAUUUUAAAAAUACAUACAAAUCUAACCAAACGCCUAU
Molecule: messenger RNA, 1333 nt
Organism: Penaeus indicus
Lineage: Eukaryota; Metazoa; Arthropoda; Malacostraca; Decapoda; Penaeidae
Exons: 9
Coding region: 1-957 (318 amino acids)
Biological process (GO): synapse organization
Cellular component (GO): neuron projection membrane
Source: RefSeq, a predicted model, not a curated record